AUGGUAGUUAAGAAGAACCCCAUCCUGGUACCGGAUCACAUCUAUGUGCCAAAGCACGAGAUCCUGCCCAAGGAUCAGACACAGGGGAUUCUGGCAAAGUUUAACUGCCAGCCGACGGAGCUUCCGCUGAUACUGGUAAGCGAUCCCGCAAUUAUCGGCUUGGACGUCAAGCCGGGAGACCUGAUAAAGAUCACAAGAAAGAGCAGCACCGCUGGCACCAGCAUCUACUACCGAUAUGUAGUAGAGGAUUAG
This is a messenger RNA of Geodia barretti, 252 nucleotides long. NCBI's taxonomy places the organism in Eukaryota, Metazoa, Porifera, Demospongiae, Tetractinellida, Geodiidae. The record is from the annotation of a GenBank genome assembly.